UUCCGCAAAAUCUGCGUGCGCACUUGCAAGAAAUCGGAGCAAAACUCAAAUUUACCAAAACAAGUUCACGAUUUUUACAUUUACGGGGCAUCAAGGCAUGACAAAUGCAAUCAGAUGACACACAUGUAUUAGUACGGGUCUCAAGACAAUGUUGAGUGGGCCUUCAAAUGCGAAGAAGUCUGCAGUAUGCCGCUAUUUUGCAAAUACAGGGAGCUGUUUCUACGGUGCUGAAUGUCAGUUUUCGCAUGAUGCUCCAGAUGGCUUACCCGAAAAUGUAGGGACAGGCGCGCCAACCACAAAAUUUGCUUCGGGCACCGCACCUGAUCAUCCUCAAGGUAUUGUUGUAGGACGUGAGGCAAACAACGGAGACCAAUAUUUCACUGCAACUUUCAAUGGUUUUAAUGAAUUUUCACCAUACUCUCAAAGAACUAACAGUGGUGGCCGCGGGGUAGGGAUGCAGGACCCCUCACCCUCUGGCCCUCCUGGUGUGGACCAUCUUAGCUCUGGCUUCUCUGCACUCAAUAUUGAGCAUUCUAAGACUGAGCUGAAGCCAGGUGCCAGUGAGUUUAUUCCUAAGAGUUCGGGUACUCUGACCCACAGUGCCAGUGUCCCCUCCUUCCCUGACUAUGGAGUCGGUCCGUUCAAGCCGGGCAUGCCACCCGCUUCCAUGGCAGCUCAGGUCAUGCAACAGCAAGGUCACUCGUUGUCUGCAGGGCCGAGUCCAGCGCACACACCAACGCAUUCACCCUUGCUCAGCCGGAGGAGCAAGUCGCCACUGGUGCAAUUGAACACUUCUGUAGCGACAUCCAAUGCAGAAGGUUCAGGAACUCCCUUGCAGCUACAGGAGAAUGUAGGGGGCACCACCUAUUUUUAUACCCAUGAUGAGGCAGUGGCCAAUCAACAGAGAUUGGCAUUUCCAAGCUACAGUGAGUAUGCCAGUGUGCCUCCUCACAUUGCCCACAUGAAACUCAAGUCCAACAUGCCCUCCUUCUUUAUGCCUGAUGAGAUCAAGAUGGAAUUGUUGAACAAACAGGCAGUGACUUUGUGUCAAGUAGAGGGGGCAUUAGAUCUCCCUGCAGAGGUGGACAAGUACCAUAACCUGGUUCCCCUGGAACCCCCUGCCAUCAGCCCCAUGCAAAAGUCCAGUACCUUUGGCUAUCCUACCUCCUGUUACAAGGCCGUGAACACGGAGGAUGGACUCACCUACUGUCUGAGGAGGAUACAUGGCUUCCGCCACAUUCACCCCCGGUGUUUGGAGUUGAUAGAUAAGUGGAAGAAGAUCCAGCACUCCAACAUGGUGUGCCUCAGAGAAGUGUUCACUACCAAAUCUUUUGGGGACCACUCCAUGGUGUUUGUAUAUGACUACUAUCCGAGGUCAGAGACUCUGAUGUCGCGGCACUUCAGCGCACCUCCGAUGUUAAAUGGGUAUGCAAACCCAUACAAUCUAGAUGGCGCUGCUAGGCCUUUCAGCGCGGGUAAAGGGUUAAAUGGACCUCGUCAGCAUGCAGGCCUCCUCCCAGAAAGCUUGAUAUGGUCCUAUGUGGUCCAGCUGAGCUCUGCAUUACGGACCAUCCACACACAGGGGCUAGCAUGCCGCGUGAUGGACCCGACCAAGAUACUUAUUGUGGACAAAACCAGGUUACGUUUGAACUGUGUGGGGAUCUUUGAUGUGUUGAGUUUUGAUCCCAACCAGGCCAACCCCAUGGCCAUGAUGCCCCACUAUCAGCAAGAAGACCUGGUGUCUCUGGGCAAGGUGGUGCUGGCCCUGGCCUGUAAUUCUGUCAUUGGCAUUCAGAGAGAACACAUACAGACAUCCAUGGAACUUGUGGCAAGAAACUAUUCUGCAGAUCUGAAAAACCUCAUACUGUAUUUGCUGACCAACCAGAAUCGCAUGCGCAGUGUGAAUGACAUUAUGCCAAUGAUUGGUGCCAGGUUCUACACGCAGCUGGACGCCGCCCAGUUGAGAAAUGACGUCUUGGAGAAUGAACUCUCUAAGGAAGUUGAAAAUGGCAGACUGUUCAGACUUUUGUGCAAGCUUGGUUUGAUAAAUGAAAGACCAGAGUUUCACUUGGAUCCUGCAUGGUCAGAAACAGGAGACAGAUACAUGCUGAAGUUGUUCAGAGACUUCCUGUUUCACCAAGUGGAUGAAAACAGCCAGCCUUGGAUUGAUCUGGCACAUGUUGUGCAAUGUCUGAACAAGCUUGAUGCUGGAGUUCCAGAAAAGAUCUGCCUGAUGUCCCGUGAUGAGCAGAGUGUCAUUGUCGUCACAUAUGCAGAAUUAAAGAGGUGCGUGGAGUCUGCCUUCAAUGAGCUGCUGGCGCCAUCAGCAACCCAGGUGGAGGGGGGUGCUCAACAUGCCAGUAUGGUACCACCUCAAGGCGCCGCUCAGCCUGGCAUGGCCUCCAUCGCAGGGAUGCAUCCUGGGAUGCCAGUGUCCCAUGGUGGGAUGCCAGGAGCAGCAGGGAUGCCGGGACCUAUGAUGCCAGGGAUGUCUUAGUGGGGCUCAGACAACUGGAAGUUAAGGACAAUAAUCUGGACGGGUCAAUUUUAAUGCAGCUGUAUUUUUGCACAUAAUAUAUGAAUAUUGCUUUGGUCAAAUAGGAUUUUAUUUCAUUAUAGAAUCUAUUAUUUUGGACAAUACUGGAUGCACAUUCUUGGCUUGGAAAGGAGUGUAGAUCAUAUUUUUAAGAGGCCCUGUUGUUAUACUGUAGAGUAAGCAUUUAAUACCAUGUGUUCAUUGAUAGCAAUCCUUGUAAGGUUGCUUAUUCUGAAUGGUAAUAGGGACAUGUGUAUGUUAUUAAAUAGGAAACCAGUUUGAAGAAUUGGAAAGAGUUUAGUAAGAAAUUUAAGUUUAAACUAGACAUUAUGUACAUGCCAAUCAUACUCUCAAAGAUAAGAAUUUCAGCCUUCCAAUUCAGAGAACUGUUUUGCGAGCAGCUUCAAAGCAAAGUGGUCAAGGUAUAAUGUGGCAAAAAUAACCCAUCAGUAAAUGAAACACUAGAAUUUCACUGGCUUUUUACAAAAACGACCGUAAGUUGUUGGUUAAUGAGCCACAGAUAAAAAUUUUCAUUAUUCAUUUUUAUUUUCAUCUCUGCUCUUUAUGGUCAGUUGGUUUGGUUGCAUUUUUGUCGCAUCUAGUUUAUUGCUCUUUACUGCUUGCUUAAGGAUCAUGCCAGGUCAAGGAUACAUUGUUUGAUGAUACAGGGAAGUCCCCAGCAUGUGAAUAUAGAUGUGCCUUUCUCAUGGUUCAGAGUGGACCCCCUCCAUUGUUCUACAUGAAGGUGAUGAUUGUUUACUUCUAAAUCAAGAAAUUAGCCUCGAUAUCAGCUGAUGUUGACACACUAAGUCACACAUGAUCUUCACCAGAGUGAGGCUGGGAUGGUAUUGAAGUGAGAUUUUGAUAGAGUAAGUGAAUGAACAUGACGAGCCUGACUAAUAACUGUUGGCUGAUUUUGAGACAUUCAAAGUUGAUGACUGUACAUAUACCACUUGAACGAAGACCUCCGUGUGAGGGUUUUAUUUCAAGUCCUAUUUGUAUUUAUUCUCAUGUAAUCAUGUUAUCUAAGGACUCGUGAAUAUCUUGUUUAUCUGUACAUGAUGGGCAGCAAUUUCCACCACAUUUUUUAAAGAUUGAAUUAAGUGUGAGAGACAACCUUGGUUUUUACCAGUAGAGAAAAUUUUCACGUCUUAUUAGAACAAAGUGGGUUGAUGAGCGUUUGAGUUCCUCCCAGUUGUAGAUGGAUACAUCCAUCGAGAAAUUUUUGGUUACGUUACACUUCAUCAUUAUCCUUGGAUUAUUUGUUUUUAAUUUUGUAUUUCCAAAAUGUAAAUGAAAAUGUAAUUAAGGUAAAAUAUUGAUGAUUAUUUGCU
Lingula anatina is the source of this 3870-nucleotide messenger RNA. RefSeq names its product PAN2-PAN3 deadenylation complex subunit pan3. Gene Ontology annotation, molecular function: ATP binding; poly(A) binding; protein kinase activity. Gene Ontology annotation, cellular component: P-body; PAN complex. The record is from RefSeq and is a predicted model, not a curated record. Gene Ontology annotation, biological process: mRNA processing; nuclear-transcribed mRNA poly(A) tail shortening; protein phosphorylation. Lineage: Eukaryota; Metazoa; Brachiopoda; Lingulata; Lingulida; Lingulidae.